Biomphalaria glabrata is the source of this 3327-nucleotide messenger RNA. RefSeq lists its product as uncharacterized. The record is from RefSeq and is a predicted model, not a curated record. The transcript has 7 exons. The coding region runs from base 404 to 1810 and encodes 468 amino acids. NCBI's taxonomy places the organism in Eukaryota, Metazoa, Mollusca, Gastropoda, Planorbidae.
ACAUCCGCCGUUAAACCUGAAUUAAAAAAAAAAAAGAUAAUACUGUCAAGGGAAGAAAUUCGUCUUAGUCUAAAUAUGGCAACAAGGGAGCGAACCGUGACAGGUUAAUUGUUCAUUUAAAUCCUUCAAACACUACCUGGAGUCUAAGAAUUAGAGUGGUCAUUUCGAGAAGGCCUUUGAGAACAACAACGGCGUUCUACAAAAGUUUGUUUUUGCCCAUUGUAGUGUUUUAUGGUGAAGUGGCUCUAUGUUACCAACUAAGUGUCUUUCCUCUGUUUCUAAGGACUUCUUUAUGAACCGAUUUCUCCACCAACAAACUUUAGUUGUGUCUAAUUAAGGUUAUGUGAAUAUGCUAUGAUAUCAGGCCGUAUUUCCUCCUGGAUUUAUCCAUUUCUUAUAGAGUAUGCGAUUCGGGACUUUUAUAUUUAUUGUGAACUGCAUGUUGUGGUCAGCUAGCUGGACAGCGGUCAUUCGACCGGGCCUCACACGCAUCGAAGAUGUUUUCAACUCCGAUUGUGUCAGUCCGAGACGUCAAACAAUCAUAGCCACAGGUGACCCCCAGACCACAAUAGCCAGCUUCUCAGAUGACCACCUGUCUCCAAAUUUAACAAGUGAGAGAUCAGAAUGCGAUGUCUGGACCAUCAAGUCCGAAGCUGAACGCGAGGAGAUCAUUUUUGUUAUUGUCAACAGCCUUCACCUUGGCGCUGAGAGUCAAUUCUUGAUUUUUGCAGAAGUACCAGAUGAGGGUCUGCGCUACGACUACAACAUCACCAAACAAGAUUCUGAGCUUUUUCCUAAGACAAUUAAGUCCCUCAGCCCAGUCAUCCUUGUAUGGAUACAGUCUCCAGUUGUUGAGACCAGCAAUGAAUUCAGUAAACAAAGGCUAGCAUUCACUUACUGGACACGAGAAACCAAAUCUUUAAUUGAGGAAAAAGAAAACGUGGUACUAAUGGGCGCCAUCGUGAUCUCCAUUUUCACAGUCAUUGCCACGAUUCUGAGUCUGACCAGAGCCACGAAAUGUCAUUGUAUUAAAAAUUCUUGGACACGUCUGCAAGCACGGAAACGAGAUCGCUAUUCAAAUGGAAGAAACACUCGAAACAACAGAAGCGCCAGGAGUCAUCCAGGAGAGACACUUUCCCUGAUGACGGUUAAUGUGACAAAUGACAACACGACAUCCAGCCGUCUAGGUGUCCAAACUAAUCAGUUCCCCCAUUGCCGUUCUGAAAACGGAACGGAACACGGGUCGUCCGAGGUGAGCGUUCCCGGACAAGAGAACACGGACGUUGCAUCGCAAAGCGUAAUGCGCUCUGAGGCAGCCACUUCUUUCUCUUUAACAACAAGUGAGAGUAAUGACUUACAGAGAACUACAGAGAGGGAUACGGCGAACGGCCAAUUUAGCGACGUAGCACAUUGCCCAACAAUGUCAGCUUUAAUUGGUCUUCUGCCUCCCGUUUAUGACCCCUCGACGCCAAUGCCAUCGUCCUUGACACUUUUCACUUCCCUGCUUCCUUCUAGGUGGCGUAUGCACCGAUCCUCAUCAGUGUUCACGACAAGCGCCACCGAGACUCCUACGCGCCCAGGAUGUUUGACAUCCAUCACAGCCUCUGGAGGAGAGCCCAUAGCGAGGUCGUCCACCUCGAGGCAAUCACUCUCUCCGCAGACAGACAGAGCGCCGUACUUACAUAGUUCAAACACUUACCAUGCUCGAAGUUCGACUUCAGCUGGGUCAGAUUCUUUCCCUGACAGCCCCCCACCUUACGUCGACCUCUCCCCACCAAAUUACUCCACGCUAUUCCCAAGCCAUACGUAACUGGAGUAAAAAAAAAAAUACCCCUCCCCCCACUUCCCAGUAGUCGCAGAUGAUCUCCGUGAAUUUCUGAGCAUUAACGACUGGGAUUUCCUGAUCGUCACCUGGUAGGAGUUUUGUGAUCCACAUCAAUUAAUGAAUUCAGACAAGUCAACAUGUCCACACUGUAUAACAAACGUAUGCAUGGGGAUAACCUACUAUUCUGUCACCAUUGUGUACUUUUGGCAUACAGCAAAAAUCACAGAUAUCUUGCUUGACCAUUUGGCGUACUUUUGGGAUUCAGCGGACAUCACAGAUACCUUGCCUGCACUGCAUUGAGAAUUACAUUCGGAUAACGUGCUAUACUAUAUAGUAACAUAUUUCUCUACAAUGAGUUUGAACCCAAGACUUUCAUGUAAUUUUAUCUCAGCGUCCCGUCACUAAAUCUCUGUGCCACAAAUUUACUCACAGUGACACAGUGCCAUGUGUCUGGCAGACUUGGAUAAACCUCUUGGCUACCUAUCAAAGGGAUCGAGUUCGGGUCCCGACUAGAACUGAGUUGUGUUUACUGAGUGCCCAAAGACAGCACGGAAGCCUUCUCCAAGAUACCCCCUGCCCACACAGAAGGGAUAUGACCACAGCGCACUGUGCAUGCUAUUGUAUAUAAGAGGCGCUAUGCAAAACCAUGUGUCAGUUACACGUGUCGGCGCGUAACAUUUUAAUUAAAUACAUUUAAAGUUUCCCUUUAAGAGUUUUUGAAUUUUUGGCACAUCGGCACAAUUUAGGCAAUGUCGUGCCCGUAAUCCUUCAUAUCCCAAGAGCUAAAUUUAAUACAGUUAGGUCAUUAAAAGCAAGGUCUAUUCACGGUUAAAAUAAUAAAAAUUUAUUAAUUUAAUAAAAAUCUGUUGCAAAUAUUGUAUGUUCACAAUUUCUUUGUCCUAUCACAAAUCAAACCUUCGGAGACAACCCCACCUCCCGGAUAAAGCCCAGUACCUUCCCAGGGUCGACAUUAAGAAAAGAGUACCUAACAUUAUAAAUAUUAAAGAAAACAAAACAUUUAAAAAAAACAUCUGGAGAUGUCAUUCUUCUGGUGAAAAAAAGAAAGGUUCAACUGUAAAUUUAUUUCUACUUUUUGCUUUACAAAAAAACUUCUUUUUGGCGUUCUCUUACGGUAGCGGGGCCCAACAUCUGAAUCUCAAGAUUUUUUAGUAUUUUUAUUAUAUUUGACAUGUGACUUCCUCCCCACACAAACAGAAGAGAGUGAGGCGGGGGAUGUGUGUACUUGUCAGUCCUUUAGCCUGCGGGACUGUCUGGUGGUCAUUAAACGGGCUGCGGGGCGGAUGUAUUUCCAGCAAUUCCCCAAUUUUAAGAUAGAGAAAUCUUGGUAACAAGAGAUGUAACCACUAGUAAGUUCAGGUUACAGAGGUUAAAAUAGGAGUUAUCUCCUUUGGAAAUAUAAUUAUGACUAAAAGAAAAUACUUAACAUUUAAAAACAUAGAUAUGUAAAUGGCGCUCUUAAAACUGAUGCGAAGUUAAUAUAA